Molecule: messenger RNA, 1847 nt
Organism: Gorilla gorilla gorilla (western lowland gorilla)
Lineage: Eukaryota; Metazoa; Chordata; Mammalia; Primates; Hominidae
Product: olfactory receptor 7A10
Exons: 2
Coding region: 436-1365 (309 amino acids)
Biological process (GO): G protein-coupled receptor signaling pathway
Cellular component (GO): membrane
Molecular function (GO): olfactory receptor activity; G protein-coupled receptor activity
Source: RefSeq, a predicted model, not a curated record
GUUAGACCUUUGGAAGGCAGACAAAUCCAUGGAGAAGGAAUAAUAACGACUCGAUUCGCCUGAUGUUUAAUCUGAUGUCUUGGGAACUGAGUAUGCAAGAAAAAAAUUUCUUUCCAUGAAGAGCAAUGUCCCACAGGGACUUAAUGUGAUCAGGGGUUGAAUAACAAGAGGAAAUGUCUCCAAUGAGCAGGCAUAUGAAGCUGUAAAUUUCUCCGCUGCAGGUGUCCCUCAGCAUAUGCAACCUUGGGCUGGAUGGGACAUCCUUGUUUCUUUCGGAGUCUAUAUCUGCUGGCUCAGGGGUACUGAUUCUUUCCUUUCUCCUACUGUCUUUUCUUGGAACACAGCCUCAGUCUCCACCAUCAACCAUCCAGGGAGGAAUUUGCACUUCUAGAUUGAGACCUUCAUUUCAGAAAACCCAACAGGUCACAUCACAAGAUGAAAUCAUGGAACAAUACAAUAAUUUUAGAAUUUCUUCUCCUGGGAAUUUCAGAGGAACCAGAAUUGCAGCCCUUCCUCUUUGGGCUGUUCCUGUCCAUGUACCUGGUCACUGUGCUCGGGAACCUGCUCAUCAUCCUGGCCACAAUCUCAGACUCCCACCUCCACACCCCCAUGUACUUCUUCCUCUCCAACCUGUCCUUCGUAGACAUCUGUUUUGUCUCUACCACUGUCCCGAAGAUGCUGGUGAACAUCCAGACACACAACAAAGUCAUCACCUAUGCAGGCUGCAUCACCCAGAUGUGCUUUUUCUUACUCUUUGUAGGAUUGGAUAACUUCCUUCUGACCGUGAUGGCCUAUGACCGGUUUGUGGCCAUCUGUCACCCUCUGCACUACAUGGUCAUUAUGAACCCUCAACUCUGUGGACUGCUGGUUCUGGCGUCCUGGAUCGUGGGUGUUCUGAAUUCCAUGUUACAAAGCUUAAUGGUGUUGCCACUGCCCUUUUGUACACACAUGGAAAUCCCUCAUUUUUUCUGUGAAAUUAAUCAGGUGGUCCACCUUGCCUGUUCUGACACCUUUCUUAAUGACAUAGUGAUGUAUUUUGCAGUAGCACUGCUGGGCGGUGGUCCCCUCACUGGGAUCCUGUACUCUUACUCUAAGAUAGUUUCCUCCAUACGUGCAAUCUCAUCAGCUCAGGGGAAGUAUAAGGCAUUUUCCACCUGUGCAUCUCACCUCUCAGUUGUCUCCUUAUUUUAUGGUACAUGCUUAGGGGUGUACCUUAGUUCUGCUGCAACCCACAAUUCACACACAGGUGCUGCAGCCUCAGUGAUGUACACUGUGGUCACCCCCAUGCUGAACCCCUUCAUCUACAGUCUGAGGAAUAAAGACAUAAAGGGUGCUAUGAAAACAUUCUUCAGAGGAAAGCAAUAGAAAGGCUAUUUUUCAAGAAAGGCCUGUGACUUCAGAGCUCUAAGCCCCAGAGCCAGAAAUGGUGAUUUGUUAAUAAGAUGGUGGAAGGAAGACUUGCCCCUUCCAUUUAUUUCCUGGAGUUUAAACUUCUUUGUUCCUCAACUACUUUAUAGAGUUUACACUAUUCUUCUUAGAGUCAGAGAUGACCUUAAAUAUGACGGAAUAUAAUUUUCAAUCAUACAUGAAAUAACUAUGGAAUAUUUGUUUUCGUUGGGGUACAUUUACUCAUUGAAGUAGAGGAGCCUGGUGUCCACGCAUCACUAGGUUUGUUCAUCUGAGUGAAGGAUUGAGUGCCAUGGUGUAUGUAAUGUCCUUGCAUCACUCUGCUACUUCUGCCUAAUGUUUUCCAGUGCUGCCUACAAAUAUGACUCCUUCCAUUGUCCUAACAUCUCUUCCUUAAAAAUGUCAUAAGCAUCAAAGUGUUGACAAGUGAACAAUAUAUG